Messenger RNA from Penicillium coprophilum, 1311 nucleotides. RefSeq lists its product as uncharacterized. Gene Ontology annotation, molecular function: transmembrane transporter activity. The transcript has 4 exons. Gene Ontology annotation, biological process: transmembrane transport. The record is from RefSeq and is a predicted model, not a curated record. Gene Ontology annotation, cellular component: membrane. The coding region runs from base 1 to 1311 and encodes 436 amino acids. NCBI's taxonomy places the organism in Eukaryota, Fungi, Ascomycota, Eurotiomycetes, Eurotiales, Aspergillaceae.
AUGCUCCUAAGAACAAACAUCGGAAACGCGAGACUUGUUGGCCUCGAGACAGAUCUGAAUAUGACAGGCGACCAGUACAACCUCUCGCUCACGAUCUUCUUUGUCUCAUAUUCAGUCUUCGAGCCUCUCACCAACGUCCUCCUCAAAAAGAUGCGUCCUAGUAUCUUUGUUCCACUCAUUAUGAUGGCAUGGGGCCUUUGCAUGACAUUUAUGGGCUUUGUCCACAACUACUCCGGACUACUAGCGGUACGGUUCUUCCUCGGUCUCUCCGAGGCUGGCCUAUUCCCGGGGGUAGGCUACUUACUCUCUUGUUGGUACAAGCGAUCCGAAUUCGGUCUCCGAAUGGCGAUUUUCUUUUCAGCAGCCGCCCUAGCGGGUUCCUUUGGUGGUUUACUCGCAGCAGCUAUCGGUAAGAUGGACGGUAUUGGUGGAAAAGCGGGAUGGUCGUGGAUCUUCAUUCUCGAGGGUUUACUCACGUUUGUGAUCGGCAUUGCAUCGUUCUGGUGUGUUCACGAUUUCCCCGACCAGGCUCACUUUUUAUCCGAUAUCGACCGAAAGCGUGUGCUGAGGAGGCUAGCACUAGAUCAACAGGCUAGUGCUAAGCACGAGGAGUUUAAAAUAGGUUAUCUCUGGGCGAGUCUCAAGGACUGGAAGACCUAUUCUGCGUGCCUUACGUAUAUGGGCGCUUCUGGUUCAGUCUAUGCUUUCUCGCUUUUCGUUCCCACUAUUAUCUCUGAAUUAGUGAGCUAUAGCUCUAUUCGUGCACAACUGAUGAGUGUCCCUCCCUAUGCCGCGGCCGCGGUUAUGACCGUGUCCGUUGGAUUUAUUGCAGACCGCACACGGCAACGUGGUCUUUGUAAUAUGGCAGUCUCGCUUUUCUGUAUAGCGGGCUUUGCCAUAAUAAUCGGGUGCAAGUCUCCCGGCGCAAAAUACGCAGGUGUCUUCCUUGGAGCCAUGGGUAUUUACCCAGCGAUUGCGAACACAAUUUCUUGGACUAGUAAUAACACCGAAGGCGUAUAUAAAAGAGGCAUCACACUCGGGCUCGUGAUCGGCUGGGGAAAUGUCAACGGCAUCGUUGCGUCCAAUAUCUAUCGGAAACAGGACAAACCACACUACUAUCCCGGCCACGGGGUAGUGCUUGGCUACUUGACUCUGUUUCAAUUUGGCGGAUCCGUGAUGCAGUAUUUCCUGCUACGUCGCGAGAACGACAAGCGCAGACGUGGGGAGCGCGACCAUGUGAUCGAGGGCAUGGAUCAAAGUCAAAUCGACAUGUUGGGUGAUAAAAGACCGGACUUUAUUUACACGCUGUGA